This is a messenger RNA of Myiozetetes cayanensis, 5204 nucleotides long. RefSeq names its product integrin subunit alpha 4 (gene ITGA4). NCBI's taxonomy places the organism in Eukaryota, Metazoa, Chordata, Aves, Passeriformes, Tyrannidae. The transcript has 28 exons. Gene Ontology annotation, molecular function: integrin binding. The record is from RefSeq and is a predicted model, not a curated record. Gene Ontology annotation, biological process: cell-cell adhesion; cell-matrix adhesion; integrin-mediated signaling pathway. Bases 1 to 3075 code for a protein of 1024 amino acids. Gene Ontology annotation, cellular component: integrin complex; external side of plasma membrane.
AUGCGGAGCUGCGAGAGGACGCGGGGGGCUGCGGGCUGGGCUGCCCCGCUACUCCUGCUGUGGCAGUGCCUGCCGACGGCGCGGCCCUACAACCUGGACACCCGGCACGCGCUGCUCUUCCGCGGGGGCAACGGGACCCUCUUUGGCUUCUCGGUUCUUCUGCACGGCCACGGCGAGGAGCGAUGGCUGGUGGCGGGCGCGCCCCGGGCCACCUGGCCCGCCAACACCUCGGUGGUCAACCCUGGGGCCAUUUUCCGGUGCCGGAUCGGCGGGAACCCCCACGGGCAGUGCGAGCAGCUCCAGCUGGGCAACCCCAGAGGAGAGUCCUGUGGGAAGACUUGUUUGGAAGAGCGUGAUAAUCAGUGGCUGGGUGUCAGCUUGUCAAGGCAACCAAAAGAAAAUGGAUCUAUCGUUGCUUGUGGACAUAGAUGGAAAAAUAUAUUUUACAUGAAAAAUGAACACAAGCUUCCACAUGGUAUUUGUUUUGCCAUGUCUUCUGACUUUCGAACUGAACUGAGCAGAAGAAUAUGCCCCUGCUAUAUUGAUUUUGCACGAAAGUUUGGAGAAAACUAUGGGUCAUGCCAGGCUGGAAUUUCUAGUUUUUAUAUUGAGGACUUAAUUAUAAUGGGAGCCCCUGGAUCAUUUUAUUGGACAGGUUCUGUUUUUGUAUACAAUACAACUGCGAAUACAAUCCAUGCGUACACAGAUUCAAAUAACCAAGUGAAAUUUGGCAGUUAUCUAGGAUAUGCUGUUGGAGCUGGACAUUUUCUGACACCAGCCAGUACAGAAGUAAUUGGAGGGGCUCCCCAACAGGAGCAGACUGGUAAAGCCUACAUUUUUAGCAUUGAGAGGCAACUAAACAUUCUAUUUGAAUUAAGAGGUAAAAAGCUUGGUUCUUACUUUGGAGCUGCAGUUUGUGCUGUGGACCUGAAUUCAGAUGGCUUCUCAGACUUGCUAGUUGGUGCUCCAAUGCAAAGUACCAUCAGAGAAGAAGGAAGAGUUUAUGUCUAUAUUAAUUCAGGUUCUGAAGCAAAGAUGGUUGAACUGAACGUAGAGCUCAGUGGGAGUGACUCAUAUGCAGCGAGAUUUGGAGAGGCCAUAGCCAAUCUAGGAGACAUAGAUAAUGAUGGUUUUGAAGAUGUGGCAAUUGGGGCUCCACAAGAAGAUAAUCUAAAAGGGGCUAUUUAUAUUUACAAUGGCAGGGAAGAUGGAAUAACACCAUCAUUUUCACAGAGAAUACAAGGACAUCAAGUCAGUAAUUCUUUAAGCAUGUUUGGACAAUCCAUAGCAAGUGGCAUUGACACAGAUAACAAUGGAUAUCAAGAUGUAGCAGUUGGUGCAUUUUUCUCCGAUUCUGCUGUGGUGCUGAGAACAAAACCAGUGAUAAUUGUUGAAGCUUCUUUAAAACAUCCUAAUUCAAUAAAUCGAACUAAUUUAAACUGCAUGGAAAAUGACCAGCCUGCCACCUGCAUGAAUUUGAAGAUAUGCUUUAGCUAUAGAGGACGAGAGGUACCUGGUUAUAUUGUAUUGCUUUAUAAUCUGAGUGUUGACGUGACCAGAAAAGAGGAUACACAAGCAAGGUUCUAUUUUUCCUCCAAUGGAACAUCUGAUACAAUCUCAGGAAAAGUAAAGAUUUACAGCAAGAAUACUGCCUGCAAAGAUCAUCCAGCAUUUAUGAGGAAAGAUGUAAGGGAUAUCUUGACUCCUGUACAUGUUGAAGCGAGUUAUCGUCUGGGGCAUCAUAUUCUACAGAAAAGAAAUGCUCAAGAAUUUUCACCACUUCAACCUGUUCUUCAACGGAGGAAGGAAAAAGAUAUUAUAAAAAGCAAGUUUAUUUUUGCACGACAUUGCUCCCAAGAAAAUUGUUCUGCUGACUUAAGAGUUUCUGGAAAAGUUGUUUUUCCAAAGCCUCAUGAUAAGAAAACAUAUCUUGUUGUUGGAAGUAUGAAGACUUUAUUGUUGAACAUUUCUCUGCUUAAUGCUGGAGAUGAUGCAUACGAAACUGUCCUCCACAUUCAGAUCCCUAAAGGUCUUUAUUUCAUUCGAGUUUUAGAAUUGGAAGAAAAACAGAUACACUGUGAUGUGUUAGAUAAAGAAAUUCAUGCAGUAAAACUUGAGUGCAGUGUUGGUUAUUUAUAUGUAGAUCAAAAAUCAAAGCUGGAUUACAGUUUCCUCUUGGAUGCAAGCUCGUUUACCAAAGCAGAGGAGGACCUUAACAUCAUUGUUAAUGCUACCUGUAAAAAUGAAGAUGGAAACAUGUUGCUGGAUAACUCACUAACUUUAGCUAUACCUCUAAAAUAUGAGAUUGAGUUAAAUACUCAUGGGUUUGUGUCACCAGCUUUGUUUGUUUAUGGAACAGAAGAGAAAGAUUCACCAGUUACAUGCAUGAAGGAGAAUAUCAACUUCACUUUCCAUGUUAUCAGUGCAGGACCGAGCAUGUCUCCAAACACUAACUUAGAGAUAAUGAUACCAAAUGCUUUUGCACCCAGGGACUUCAAAUUAUUCAACACACUGAAUAUCAAGACAACAGUUGGACAGUGCUCCUAUAAUACAUAUCCCAGAAACUGUACUGCAGCAGAAAAAAAUGAAAAUAUAUUAAAGGAUGUCGUCACUUUCUUUUCAAAGCCUACUAAGAGACAAAUGUACUGCAUGAAAAAUGACAGCCUUUGCUUACAAAUACAUUGCAAGCUUGGCAACAUGGAAAGCGGAAAAGAAGCGACUGUUCAGUUGCAUCUGGAGGCCACUCCUUCACUUUUAGAAAUGGAUGAUGCAUCAGCAUUGAAGUUUGAAGUAAGAGCAACAGCCUGGCCAGAAAAAAAUGCAAAAGUUAUUGAACUACAUAAGGACAAGCAAGUUGCAUAUGUCUAUUUGGAAGGAAUGCACCACCUAAAGCCAAAAUACCAUGUUACUGUGCUAAUUAUUGCCAUAGGCUUAAUAAUUGGUGUUACCUUGUUUUUGCUUCUUUCAUUUAUAUUAUGGAAGAUUGGCUUUUUCAAAAGGCAAUACAAACCAGUCCCUCAAGACACGAACAGAAGAGACAGCUGGAGUUUUACAACUGGGAACAAAGAUGACUAAGAUGGCAAAUAAACAUUUGAUUUUAAAAUGAAGAAAUUAAGAUUCAGAUUAAUUCACAGAAGAAACAUCAGCAACAAGAAAACUAGGCCUCGAGCGCGCUCGCUCUUACAAAACACACUUUAUUUCCUUGAACUGUACGGAGGACUACAGCUUACAGUACUGUUGUUCUAAUAUGAAAGUGGUAAAACAGUUGGUUCUAAAGUCUCACAGUAGUAUUUGAAAUGCCAGAUAUAUACAUACAUGGUUUCAUACAGACAGAAGAACACUAAAGAGAAGAAGAAUUACUUACCAGAAAGAAGCAUUUCUAGAAAGUAAUAAUUUUUGGCCAAUCCUGAAAAGUCAAGAUUUCGAACACAUUAGCAGGAGUUAUUCUAGUAAUUUUGAAGUUUUAAUAAUAUUUGGAUUAGACAUUCAAGAAGAAAUCCUCUCUCAUCUUGCUUUGGCAGUUUAACAAGGGUAAAUUAGCUUAAACCAACAGAAGGACUGUAAUUAGAGCACACGGAUGCAGAAAAGGGCUGUCAGAAGCUCUCUCGGGCUUCUGAAGGUAACCUCAAAAGCUUUGGCUUCACAGGCACAACCACAUCAUUGAAGAGACUUAGAUACCCAGGCAAGCCAGAACCAGGAAGGUCAAAGGUGGAUUCAGAGCAGGGAAUUACGUGGGGUAGCCUGGAUAUGCAGCUGUAGAGAGUAAAGUAUUGUAGAUCAUAAUUUGUUGCCAUCUUUAACAUGGUACUUGCAAACAUGACAGAACUACUUGCUUCAUCCUUUCCUCAGAUAGUGCUGCCAUGAUGUUCUGGACUUCUCCAAUGAAUUAUUUCUAUGUGGGUUUUUUUGAAAGCAAGUAUUUAUUUUUAUUUAUUUAAAGAUUUUUCUAUAGUACUUAUCCUAGUAGUAUUUAGUGCUGGCAUUCUUCCAGAACCCAUAAAAAAAAAAGACUUCACCUGACAAAACAGAGACAUGCAUACCCAAGAGCCUCCAGCUGCCAACCUUAACGGGCCAAAUUUUGUCUUUAGAUGUGCCAACCUAUACCUGAAAGUACUUAAUAAGGAAGCCAUUUGGAGAGCUAGCUUGGGUUCUUGUGAAGCUGUCAGAUAAGUACCCUCCAAACAGGCACCCUCAGCAGCAAUGCAAGGGUGGGAAGGCAAAUGUCUGAACAGAAACAUGGAUCAAACCACUGCUCUGCUACUGCAGGAAGUUUCUUCAGCUUGCUAAGUUCGCAGUGCCACCUAGCUUUGGUGAAAUAGUACAAUCCAGGGAAGAAAACGUUACUUUGCUCCCCAGUACAGCUGGAGAAUGUACAACUGCUUCGAUCAGUUAUUCCAACAGCAAUGUGCAGCAUGGCCUUUCUGGCCCAGCCUUUGAUGUCUUUCUGAACUCCAAGGAGAACUGUCAGUCAUCUGUACACACACUUUGAAGCUGCACCAUCAUAUAGGAAUUAGCCUGACAAUCAAAAGCUACACAGAGUGCCUUCAGCAAGUGCUUCUGCUAAUAGAGUGCUUGGUGCCAUAAAAGCCACGUUGUCCACAGAUUCUAAAGGUAGUGGGGACCAUUUUCUAAUUUUCUUUCACUGCAUUUGAUGCCAAAGAUGUGGAUCACUCCAAAGUAUGUUUUCCUCUAAAACCUUCUACAGUGCAAGGACAAAUGAAUGUGCAUAUAUAUUUUUUUUUUAAAGUCAAAAUAAAGUAUGUCAAGAAUGAAAUAUAUUCUUGCAAUGUAUUCUGAAAAUGUACACAAAAUGCUUAUCUUCCAUAUGGCUAUAGUGAAUUUUUGCACUUUAACCAGAAAACCUUUGAACAGAAAUUAGUUUGACAUUACUGUGAAAAAUAUACCUCAAAUAUUGGAAGAAGCAUUAAUGUUCUUUUGCGUACAAACAAUGCAAAGAAGUUAAACCAAAGCUUUUUAUUUCUCUUUGAAACAGUUUACUUAAGUCAGUACAUGAGAUAACGUUGCCUUGGAAACUGUACACUUCCUAUUUGGAUUUAAUUGUUAACAUGUAAACAUUGGUUGCCUAUUCUUAGGAUAUGAAGCAAAAUUAUGAAGCUUUUAUAAACCAAGUUAACAAAAAAUGAAUGUACAAUGUCCUGAUGGUGGCAAGAUUAUAAAGUAUCACUUGAUUUCAUUUCAUUAAA